AUGGCCGAUCCGGGCCCCUCUGUCAUAGAAGUGAUCGGGCCGCAGCGCAGCAGUUGCGGCUACUGCAGCGGGCGGAAGACGAGCCGCACAUUCGGCUGCUGGGCCGUGAGGCUCACCGUGUACGACUACCAGGCGCUGAUCGACCGCGGCUGGCGCCGCUCCGGCAGCUACAUCUACAAGCCGGUGAUGCGGCGCACGUGCUGUCCGCAGUACACCAUCCGCCUGCGCGCCUCGGAUUUCGUGCCGAGCAAGGAACAGCGCCGCGUGCAGCGCCGCUGGGACGCCUUCCUGCGGGGCGAGCGCUCUGCCGGGCGGACCGACGCGGCCCCGCCGCACUCGCCCAGCCCACGCAAGCAGCCGCAGCGCCCCGCCGCUUCGGCGAGCGACGCCGCGGCCCUCGCCGACGCGCUGCGGCACGCCAUCGCCGCCGUGGUCGCUGCGGGCUCGCUGCCUCCGUGCGAGUACCGCCCCCCGGCGCUCAAGCCGCCCAGGGUGGGGAAGAAGGCCGCUGGCGCGGCGCUGUGCGCGCCCGUCGGACCGGCGCUGGUCGCGCAGGCGCGCAAGGCCGAUCCGAGUGUCGCGGCGUCGGCGGAAUCUGUCGCGGCCGCCGUGGCGGCGGAGCUCUCCACGCGGCUCGCGGCGACGUCGAUGCAGCGCGCGGAGGCGGCGGGCGGGUUCGUCAAUCUGUUCACCGCGCCUGGCCCCGCCGGGGCGGCAGCUGGGGACGCACGUGCAGCGGGGGAGGGGCCGCACGGAGGGCAGGCGUGCGGCGGGGCCGCGGAGGGCGCUGCGCAUGCGCAGAGGGAGGGGGAGACGGGCGGGGGCGCGAGCGAGCGUCCGGAGCGGAGCGGGGGGGGUGUCCAAGCGGGCAAGCGCAAGCAGGCAGAGCCUCAGCGUCUGGCGGGGGCGUCUGGGCGGGAGCAGCAGCUCGAGGUGACGCUGGUUCCGUCGCGGUUCGACGAGGAGGAGUACCAGCUGUACAAGCGGUACCAGAUGGCCGUGCACGGCGACAGCGAGUCCGAGUGCGGGCGCUCGCAGUACAAGCGCUUCUUGUGCACCGCGCCCUUCGCGCACGUGCCUCCCACGGCCGACCCGCAGGCGCCGGCGUGCGGCUUCGGCGCCUUCCACCAGCAGUACCGCGUCGACGGGCAGCUCGUGGCGGUCGGCGUCGUCGACGUCCUCCCGCGCUGCCUGUCGAGCAAGUACUUUUUUUGGGACCCUGAUCUGGCAAGCCUGUCCCUGGGCAAGGUGGGCGCGCUGACGGAGAUCCAGUGGGUCCGCGACGCCGCGGCGGGCCUCCCGCGGGACUCCCCGCUGCAGUACUACUACCUGGGGUACUAUAUCCACUCCUGUCCGAAGAUGAAGUACAAGGCGGAUUACUCCCCCUCGGAGCUGCUCGACCCGUUCGAGUACACGUGGCACCGCUACGACGCGGUCCGGCCGCUCCUGGACGCGCGCGCGGGGCGGUUCGUGCCCCUCAGCGACGCCCUGCGCGGCGGGAGCGACGCGGGGGGUGCCGGCGCUGCGCCGCAGACGGACGGCGACGACGAGGACCCCGGACGGGAGGGCUGGGCCGGGGAGGAGGGCAGCAUCCUGCGGCAGGUGGUGUCGCUGGCCAGCAACAAGGUGCACAUGCCGCUGGAGGCGCUCGCGAAGCAGUUCCAACUCAGCGGGGAGGGAGUGCAAGGUGGCGGCGGUGUGGUCGAGGCUCUCAGCGGGGUGGUGCGCGAGUGGCAGGCGUGGGCGGGCCCGGCGGGGGUCAGCAUGGCGCUGUGCUUGGGCUGA
Messenger RNA from Pedinophyceae sp. YPF-701, 1785 nucleotides. Lineage: Eukaryota; Viridiplantae; Chlorophyta; Pedinophyceae. The record is from the annotation of a GenBank genome assembly.